UCCCGAAAAAAAUUUUAAGCAAAUAAUAUAAUCCCCAUUUUCAAUUUUCUGUUAACCCAUUUUGUUCCUCUCUGCCAAAACUUUAUCUUCAACAAAACUCACCUCUCUCUCUCUCUGCUACUGUCUCAACCUUUUGAAACUAUUUCUUUCGGAGAGAGAUAAAGGAAGCCAUGGAAAGGCUUCUAUAUUCGUCUUCUCCAACCGCUUUGAAAAUCUCUCCAAGGCCCUCUCCUUUUCUCUCUCGACUUGGCCGAUUCGACUCUCCUAAAGUCAACUUCCUUCCUUCGCUCACUCAACCGCAGCUCAGGCGAGUCAUCUCAAUUUCAUGCAAGACCGAUAACCCAUCUCAGUUUUCUUCUCCUCAAUCGAAUCCAAGCAAUGAAUUGCCUUCACUCCUUUCUCCCCGACUCGACUCUGCAAAUGGGUCAACACCCAGUUUCAAUUUUCUCAAGCUUAUUGCAAUUGGAGCUUCUGCACAAAGAAAGGCAAUUACAGCUGGGACAUUUAUAGCUCUCUCUGCCAUUGUCAUGUUCUUAAUCCAACCAAUUUUUGCACCAGCAGCUUUUGCAACCUUACAAACUGCUGCUAAAACCAGUGGAACUGCAGCUGCUGCAGUUGGUGGCAGAGUAAUGCGUGGGGAAUUACUAAGUAGCGCAUGGACUGGUUUCUUUGCUGGUUGCUUACACACCUUGUCAGGGCCUGACCACCUUGCUGCUUUGGCUCCACUAUCAAUUGGUCGUACUCGAAUGGAAAGUGCUGUUGUUGGAGCUCUUUGGGGCUGUGGCCAUGAUGCUGGUCAGGUUAUCUUUGGCUUACUAUUCCUGCUACUAAAGGACCGCCUCCACAUUGAAGUUAUCCGAACUUGGGGUACAAGAGUGGUGGGCUUAACAUUACUUGCUAUUGGGGCUAUGGGUAUAAGGGAAGCUUCAGAAGUUCCUGCCCCUUGUGUUGCCUUGGAAAAUGUUGAGUGUGAUGUUAGCGUGUAUGAGACACUUGAAAACCCAGCGGUCGGGAAAAAGAAGCUUGGCUUUGCUACUUUUGCCACAGGGAUCAUUCAUGGGUUGCAGCCAGAUGCACUAAUGAUGGUUUUGCCAGCACUUGCUUUGCCAUCUCGCUUGGCUGGUGCUGCAUUCCUUAUUAUGUUCUUGCUUGGAACUGUAGUUGCAAUGGGAUGCUAUACAGUAUUUAUAGGCUCAUGCAGUCAAGCAUUAAAGGAUAGGGUGCCCAGAAUUACUGAAAAACUUACUUGGGCUUCUUCCCUUGUAGCAAUUGCUCUUGGAAUUGCCAUUCUCGUAAGCCAAUUUUUUGGAUAUAGUCUCUAUUGAUCCAUCUGACCCAGCAUCAAGAUAUGCACUCGAGCUUCCUUUAUCAUUAGUGAUGAUGUUAGAAAGGAUAUUCAGAUUUGUUUACAGCAAAAUUUCAUCUGCGCAGUAUCUUUGUCUCAAUGAGAAUUCAUUAUCUUUACCUUAUUUUGUU
Theobroma cacao (cacao) is the source of this 1476-nucleotide messenger RNA. Its product is annotated as high-affinity nickel-transport family protein. NCBI's taxonomy places the organism in Eukaryota, Viridiplantae, Streptophyta, Magnoliopsida, Malvales, Malvaceae. The record is from RefSeq and is a predicted model, not a curated record.